AUGCAUACUGCAUUCGACCCUGAAAGUGAAGCAAAACUGGUCAAUGAAAGGAAUGAAGUGGAUUCGACCAUCGGCGACAUCGAGGUCGAUCUAUGGAAGCAGAGACGCGCUCUGGAGAAGCCAGGCGAAGUGUGCGUGUACCCCUCUGGAACGGUCAACAUCUUCGAUCUGGAGCGGUGA
Molecule: messenger RNA, 180 nt
Organism: Penicillium argentinense
Lineage: Eukaryota; Fungi; Ascomycota; Eurotiomycetes; Eurotiales; Aspergillaceae
Exons: 1
Coding region: 1-180 (59 amino acids)
Source: RefSeq, a predicted model, not a curated record